AUGCCGGCGGGGCCGCCGCUGCUGCGGGGCUCCUUCCUCAUCCUCCUCAUCCUGCUCUUCCUCGGUGCCCCGGCCCGAGGAACCGUCUACACCAACCAUUUCUUGGUGGAGCUGCACGGCGGGGACCAGGCGGAGGCCGAGCGGGUGGCAGCGGAGCACGGCUUCGGCGGGGUGCGGAAGCUCCCGUUUUUAGACAGUGGAUACUUCUUCUAUCACAAUGGCAUUGCCAAGGCCAGGAGAAGACGCAGUCUUCAACACAAGAUUCAUCUGGAAAAGGAUUCCAGGGUCAGGAAAGCUGUGCAGCAGGAAGGCUUCAGCAGGAGGAAACGAGGAUACAGGGACAUCAACGACAUUGACAUCAACAUGAAUGAUCCUUUAUUUAUGAAGCAGUGGUACCUGAUUAAUACUGGUCAAGCAGAUGGGACUCCCGGACUUGACCUUAAUGUAGCUGAAGCAUGGGAGCUGGGAUACACAGGGAAGGGAGUAACCAUAGGAAUUAUGGAUGAUGGAAUUGAUUAUCUGCACCCUGAUCUUGCAUCAAAUUAUAAUGCCAAAGCCAGCUAUGACUUCAGCAGCAAUGAUCCCUACCCCUACCCCCGCUACACAGAUGACUGGUUUAACAGCCAUGGGACAAGGUGUGCGGGAGAGGUGUCUGCUGCUGCCAACAACAACAUCUGCGGCGUGGGAGUUGCAUACAACUCCAAGGUGGCAGGUAUUCGAAUGCUUGACCAGCCAUUUAUGACAGACAUUAUUGAGGCUUCCUCCAUCAGUCACAUGCCUCAAGUCAUAGACAUCUACAGUGCCAGCUGGGGACCAACUGAUAAUGGAAAGACUGUGGAUGGACCUCGAGAGCUUACACUGCAAGCGAUGGCAGACGGUGUGAACAAGGGCCGGGGUGGCAAAGGCAGUAUCUAUGUCUGGGCCUCUGGAGAUGGGGGCAGCUAUGAUGACUGUAACUGUGAUGGUUAUGCAUCCAGCAUGUGGACAAUCUCCAUCAAUUCUGCUAUAAACGACGGACGGACAGCUCUCUAUGAUGAAAGCUGCUCUUCAACCUUAGCCUCCACCUUUAGCAACGGGAGGAAGAGAAAUCCAGAAGCCGGCGUGGCUACAACAGAUUUGUAUGGCAACUGCACCCUGCGUCACUCAGGAACGUCUGCAGCUGCCCCGGAAGCAGCCGGAGUGUUUGCCUUGGCCCUGGAGGCUAACUUGGAUCUGACAUGGAGAGACAUGCAGCAUCUGACAGUGCUCACAUCCAAGAGAAACCAGCUUCACGAUGAAGUUCAUCAGUGGCGGAGAAACGGCGUUGGGCUGGAAUUCAACCAUUUGUUUGGCUAUGGUGUCCUAGACGCUGGAGCCAUGGUGAAGAUGGCAAAAGACUGGAAGACUGUUCCUGAGAGAUUCCAUUGUGUUGGAGGAUCUAUACAGGAACCUGAAAAGAUACCACCAAGUGGCAAGCUGGUCCUAACGCUUAAAACCGAUGCUUGUGAGGGGAAGGAAAACUUCGUCCGAUACCUUGAACACGUCCAAGCAGUGAUAACUGUGAAUUCCACCAGGCGAGGAGACCUCAACAUCAACAUGACCUCACCCAUGGGAACAAAGUCCAUUCUACUGAGCCGGCGCCCCAGGGAUGACGACUCCAAGGUGGGUUUUGACAAAUGGCCUUUCAUGACCACACACACUUGGGGAGAAGACCCCCGAGGCAGCUGGGUGCUAGAGAUCGGGUUUGUGGGCAGUCUGCCGCAGCGGGGCAUGCUGAAGGAGUGGACACUGAUGCUGCACGGGACUCAGAGCGCACCAUAUAUAGACCAAAUAGUAAAAGAUUACCAGUCCAAACUGGCCAUGUCCAAGAAGGAAGAGCUGGAAGAAGAAUUAGAUGAAGCAGUGGAGAGAAGCCUGAAGAGUAUACUGAGCAAGAACUAG
Indicator indicator is the source of this 1920-nucleotide messenger RNA. It is a transcript of the gene PCSK2, whose product is annotated as proprotein convertase subtilisin/kexin type 2. The record is from RefSeq and is a predicted model, not a curated record. Gene Ontology annotation, cellular component: Golgi membrane; trans-Golgi network. Gene Ontology annotation, biological process: protein processing. The coding region runs from base 1 to 1920 and encodes 639 amino acids. Gene Ontology annotation, molecular function: serine-type endopeptidase activity. The transcript is spliced from 12 exons. Lineage: Eukaryota; Metazoa; Chordata; Aves; Piciformes; Indicatoridae.